Molecule: messenger RNA, 1879 nt
Organism: Myripristis murdjan (pinecone soldierfish)
Lineage: Eukaryota; Metazoa; Chordata; Actinopteri; Holocentriformes; Holocentridae
Gene: gmppaa
Product: GDP-mannose pyrophosphorylase Aa
Exons: 13
Coding region: 106-1389 (427 amino acids)
Biological process (GO): biosynthetic process
Molecular function (GO): transferase activity
Source: RefSeq, a predicted model, not a curated record
UUACUUUUGCGUCAACAGCCGGAAGUAGAUGCGGAAGUAUCCGCGAAGGAGCCGCAGCAGAGGCAGCACGGUGUCGGACAGGUGCAUCAGAGGCUCCCAGUCAAAAUGUUGAAAGCGGUUAUUUUAAUCGGAGGUCCUCAGAAAGGAACAAGGUUUAGGCCGCUGUCCUUUGAAGUUCCUAAACCUUUAUUUCCAGUAGCUGGGGUUCCCAUGCUGCAGCAUCACAUAGAAGCAUGUGCCAAGGUACCGAAUAUGAAGGAGAUCUUGCUCGUCGGAUUUUAUCAGCCAAAUGAAGAACUGACCAGAUUCCUGUCGAACGCACAGCAGGAGUUCAAAAUUUCUAUUAGGUAUCUGCAGGAGUACGCGGCGCUGGGCACCGGAGGGGGCAUCUACCACUUCAGAGAUCAGAUCGUGUCGGGCAGUCCAGAGGCGUUCUUUGUUCUGAACGCUGACGUCUGCUCUGAGUUCCCUCUGCCGGAGAUGCUCAGCUUCCAGAAGGAACACGGAGAGCCCAACAGCUUCGUUAUCCUCGGGACAACAGCGAACCGAAAGCAGUCCAUGAAUUACGGAUGCAUCGUUGAAAAUGAGGAAACAAGCGAGGUCAUGCAUUACGUGGAGAAGCCGAGCACGUUUGUGAGCGACAUCAUCAACUGCGGCAUCUACCUGUUCAACCCCGACAUCUUCCAGCACAUCGGAGCCGUCUUCCAGAAGAACCAGCAGGACAUGCUGUUAUAUCCAUACGAUGGAGAGGAGCCGACCAACGGCUGGCACCGGGCGGAGGCCAUCCGGCUGGAGCAGGACAUCUUCACUGCCUUGGCAGGACAGGGCAAGCUCUACGUAUACAAAACCCUCAGCUUCUGGAGCCAGAUCAAAUCUGCAGGGUCGGCAAUUUAUGCCAGUCGAUUGUACCUCAACCAGUACCACAAAACCCAUCCGGAGAGACUGGCCUCCAAUAAGGAAGGAGGGCCCAAAAUAAGCGGUAACGUCUACAUUCACCCUACAGCCAAUAUUGACCCCACAGCUGUGCUGGGUCCUAACGUCUCCAUUGGCACUGGAGUGACGAUCGGAGCAGGAGUGAGAGUUCGAGAAUCCAUCAUCCUCCACGGUGCAACUCUACAGGAUCACAGCUGUGUUUUGAACUGCAUUGUGGGUUGGGACAGCACCAUUGGCAAGUGGGCAAGAGUAGAGGGAACACCGAGUGACCCAAACCCCAAUGACCCCUAUGCAAAGAUCGACAGCGAGACCCUCUUCAGAGACGGCAAACUCACACCCUCCAUUACAAUCCUGGGUUGUAAUGUGACCAUUCCCUCUGAGGUGAUUAUACUCAACUCGAUUGUCCUCCCGCACAAAGACCUCAACCGCAGCUUCAAAAACCAAAUUAUUCUCUAGUUAAUCUUCCUCUCGCGCUGUCCACUUAGUGUCACAGAUGAAGGAUGCGGCUGGAGCAGCGUUGGCACCGACUCUGAGUUACUGUAUAUAAGAUGUCAGAAGAGGGAAGAUACGGGACAUUUAUUUUCUGGUUUUGAAAGAUGGAUUUUUUUAUAUAUUUAGGCUGAAACCCUUUAUGCAUCCUUGGGCAUUGGCAGUGUUGAAAGUACUUAGAGAGGCUAAUCACGCAUGUUGAUUCACCUUGAAAAGUACUGUUAUGCUAGAACUUGAUAUUGGAUUUUUUAUGAAUUUUAUUGGACUGUUGAAUUACUGCAGACACCUGUGUAAUAUAUUUAGAUGUAAUAUAGUUUAAAAAAAAUAUAUUGUAGACUACACUCUGUUUCCCAAGGGUGCCCUUCUGUCUGGGGACAUGUUACUUCAAACGACGACAUUUUUGGCUGAGAAGAAAGAAGAAUCAAACAAUAAAAAUAACCACUCACUGUGUGGCUAA